Messenger RNA from Acipenser ruthenus (sterlet), 2394 nucleotides. Its product is annotated as N-terminal EF-hand calcium-binding protein 2-like. The record is from RefSeq and is a predicted model, not a curated record. Gene Ontology annotation, molecular function: calcium ion binding. Gene Ontology annotation, cellular component: cytoplasm. The transcript is spliced from 13 exons. Gene Ontology annotation, biological process: regulation of amyloid precursor protein biosynthetic process. NCBI's taxonomy places the organism in Eukaryota, Metazoa, Chordata, Actinopteri, Acipenseriformes, Acipenseridae. The coding region runs from base 27 to 1301 and encodes 424 amino acids.
GGAAUACCCCAAAGCUCUCAGCAUGAAUGCUCUGUGCCGAACCCGAAGCGAUGUGUGAGCAGGCUGCCCGUUACUGCAGAGACGGCGUCCACAAGCUACUCAGCAAAGAACAAUCCAAACUCCGGUCUCAGAACAGCGAGACAGAGACGGCAGCGCAGACAAGCAGCGGCGGAGCUCAGCUCGGUGGAAUAGACGGGCUAGUCCGCUGGAUAGUCACCAAGAUGAGCGACAACAAAAACCUCUCUUCCCGGGAAUUCCUCAAGGAGGAGUCGGCGGUUGCACGGGAGAAGUUCUUCAACCCGGAGCCACGGAAAGGCAUCUCUGUCAUAUUGGAUAUAUUCCGAAGAGCAGAUAAAAAUGAUGAUGGGAAGCUCUCCUUGGAUGAGUUCCAGGCCUUCUUCUCUGAUGGGACUCUCAACGAGGAGGAGCUGGAGAAACUGUUUCACUCGAUAGACUCAGACAACACCAAUAAUGUUGACACCAAUGAGCUCUGUGAUUACUUUGCCUCUCACAUGGGGGACUAUGAGGAAGUGCUGGCCUCCCUGGAGACCCUCAACCUGUCCAUCUUAAAGGCCAUGGACUACACCAAAAGGGUGUAUGAGCGAGGCACCAAUGUGGAUCAGUUUGUGACCCGCUUCCUGCUGAAGGAAUCAUCCAAUCAGAUUCUGUCCCUUCUGAACUCGGUGGAGAGUGCGGUCGAUGCCAUUGAAGAGCAGACCUCCCAGCAGACGGGACACUACCAGAAUAAAGGGGGUCACCACAUCUCGGAGGCCCGGUACGAGAACCCUGUCCAUGAGUACCCCCCCAACAACAGGGUCACCGCCAUUGAGCAGAAGAGGAACAUCCAGACUGGUCCAGUGGAGAUCAGAGAAGAGGGACUGGAGGCCCAGAUAAACAGACUGUCCGAGCUGAUUGGGAGAUUGGAGAGCAAGACUGUGUGGCUUGACCUGCACCAGAGGCUGACUGACACUGACGGCACAGCCUGCGCAUCCUUGUACCUGGUCCGUCAGGAGAUGAGCGUAUCCCAGAAGCACCUGGGAGAGUUCUGCGAGGCGCUGAAGCAGUACAUGAAGAACGUCUCGGCACAGAGGGAUUGCUUUCAUGUUACUGCGGUGAGGCUGCCUGAUGGAAUCACCUUUGUUGUAUAUGAGUUCUGGGAGGGAGAGGAGGAGUGGAAGAGGCACCUCCAGAGCUCUCCCUGCAAGGUGUUUCAGCAUGUGAAGGUGGACACUCUGACCCAGCCUGAGUCCGUCUCCAGCGUCGCUGUACCAGCUGCGUGGUGCUCCCUGAACCAAGACUGACUCAUCCACCCCGCCCCGCCCCGGCCCAGCCCAGCCCAGCCCAGCCCAGCCCAGCCCAGACCACCCUUCUCUCCAGUAACUGUUCACUGAAUGCUCUUCCCUCACUGCUGAGGACUUACUUGCAUCUUUUGUAAUGACUCGUCUCCAAGCAGUGUCUGUUAGAUACUUAACCGAGCACACCGCAGGGAAUGUAGGGUCUGUGAGGGCUUUGUGAUUUACUGUUAAAGUGAAGGAAAGCAAGCAACCCAACAGAAACAGAGUGCCUCAGUGGAGGCGUUCUCUUUGAGUGCUUCAGCAUUGUGUGUCUGGGAGCACAGGUGUACCGUCUUUCACUCUCCUUUCCACCCCCGAUUCCUCCCGUCCUUCAUGCACAUACACACAUACACUCCCACAUACACAGCAAUAUGAUCCAGGUAAAAAAACGAUUACAGAACAUUUGCUUUCAGGUUUACAAGAGGAGUGUCAUGGUGGGAGGGAACACAUGCAGUGUUUUAGAUUUUAUGUGAGCAAGUCAUGUGCAACAUGCUCAUAGUGCAGCAGAUCAGACCUGCCAUGAAAAGUAUUGAGACGGGCCAAAGCCAGUUCAUUUAGGACAAAACUGAAUACCUGUGCAAAGCAAAUUGGUUAUGUAAUAAUAACGUGAUAGGAUACCUAUAGUGCUGGAAUCUACAGCCUCUAUACAGCAUCCCGGGCCUCUCUGGUUGCUUUCCUUCACUUUAUAUCAAGUGCAUGUGCUCUGGACGUCCAGUCAGUUAUUUGCAGUAGAAUUUAGCCGUGCUACUUUAAAUGGGUUUGUGCAUUUCUUAUUUGCAUUCUUUUAUAUCCUAUAAAAAGGACAAAAAAACAAAAACAAAGCGGUAGUGAAGAAUGAAUCUGCUUGAAUCACGUUUACAGCAUUGUUUAAAUAAAUACUACUUAUAUGUUUGAGUAAUCUCCCCGUCUCUGAGCAUAGGGAGUGCAGGGAUGCAGGCAGUAUUAUAUUCAGUCUGAUAUUAGUUAAAUUAUUACAGGUAAUGUACAGUAAAGUUAAUCCAAUAAAACAAUAAUAAUAAUACAAAUUAUAAUAAAGUAUUGGGGGAAAAAAAACAAAAAA